This is a messenger RNA of Toxoplasma gondii ME49, 1047 nucleotides long. RefSeq lists its product as hypothetical. The transcript is spliced from 2 exons. The record is from RefSeq and is a predicted model, not a curated record. Lineage: Eukaryota; Apicomplexa; Conoidasida; Eucoccidiorida; Sarcocystidae. The coding region runs from base 326 to 691 and encodes 121 amino acids.
ACGACUCGAGAUCGAGGCAGACAAACGAAAAUCCCGUAGAAGACACGAAGAAUUUUGCAGGAGUUUCGCGGCAGCAUAUGCGCCGGAUCACGGAGGAAUGAAAAGCCGAGAUACAGUUUAGCAAAGAUCGAAAAAGUCCGGCACUCGCGUCGACAGACAUUCACGAAGGUCCUGGCGUGCCACAAGACCCGAAUGUCGCGGCGUCCAUGGCAGAAAGCCGAUCUUCUGCGAAUCGGGAAACCGCAUGGAUCGCAGCACGUCAAAUAAGGCGGGUGUGCAGAAAUUGUGGCUCUUUACGAUGAGCUUGAAUGGGUCUGGUUAGGAAAUGGAUAAUAAUUGUCGCCGAUUGGCACUCCUCGGGACCUUUUUUCGCUCGAAGAGUGGCAAGGCACUCCGCUGGUUGCAUGCGUCGAAGGCGAGGCGGGUGCUCUCGGCACACCGAGACGUAGGCAAUUUCUGCGUGAAGAUUCUCAGAAAGAAAAUUGGGAGUCUGUGUCUGGUUGGCUUACUCUGCCCGUUCGCUUGGCUCUCUUUUCGGCCAGUCUUCUUGGGAAAAGGAGACUGUUUCGUCUCUGCGAACAUCAGCCGCGUGUCGGAGACAUUUCGAGCGCAUGCAGAGGCUCCGUGUGGCCGCUGUUUUCCACAGAAACAGGAAACGCGCACAAAAGCAACGUCUGUUUUGACACGGUGAACUCCAAUUCUUCGUCCUUUUCCUCUUCAGAAACAGCGCAACAGUUUUUUCUCUGCCUUGUCAGGAGGCUGACGCAGACUCCCAAUUCUGCGGCAGUGAUUUGCUUCUUCACCUGCGGGCACAGACCUUGGUGCCUCGACUUUCUCGAGGAAGCUGAGCACUCUAGGUCCUGUCUCUGAACUGGAGACGGCUGUUUCUGUGACGCGUCCCCGACGUUUCUGCAUCAAAUUGAGAGGGAGAAUAAAGCUUUCUCGAAUCCUCCUUUCUCGUUAUGAAAUAAGCCGCUGUCUGUCCCCGUCGCGCCGAGAGUUCUCUCCACCUUCAAGCGCUGUGUUUUCUUUCUACUUCGACUCGGC